Molecule: messenger RNA, 1183 nt
Organism: Fomitopsis serialis
Lineage: Eukaryota; Fungi; Basidiomycota; Agaricomycetes; Polyporales; Fomitopsidaceae
Exons: 2
Source: RefSeq, a predicted model, not a curated record
ACUCGCACAUCGAGUAGUCGGCGCAAUGUGCAGGAUACGGCGCGAGUGGCCAGUACAUCAUACAAUGGUGUAUUGGGACCAGAUGUAGUCUCGGGCCAUACGUCCAGCGAAGUGAUCGACGUACGAGCUUCACGUCGGACAUCGAGACGUGUACCACCUGUACCACGCGCAUCGAGUGAUCAACUCGAAAUGCAGGAUACGGGUGACCGUCGCAGCCACGACAUCACUCGGGAAGCCAGUACCUCGCGCCGCGAAGUACUGGGACUGAACCGAGUGUCGACCGCACUGGAUCGUUCAGUAACCGUUGAUGUGAGUCGAUGGCCGAGUGACAAGAGGUCGCGCGAGGAAUGCUUCAGCCUCCUUGCAGACCAACUUGACCACGACUUCGACGAGGCCGAUGUUGCGGCGAGUGUUGGCGAGUGGGACAUCUGGGCUCACUGCAAGAGGUCAGCACUUAGCUGUGGGCAUGCCAUCGAGGAGAUGUCCCCGCGACCGGGGACAUAUUCUCGUGCAGCUCGUCGAGCCUGGGACCACUUCCAGAGGGAGUUGGAAGUGGUUCCACUCGAGUUCGAUCCUCGGCUUGUUGCACCACUUCCUAUGGAGAUGGUGCGACAUUGGGCCUACAACAAGCUGGGAUGGCUUGUUGUACCACCUCAUCAACAACCAGUGGAUGAGUCCGACUGGUACAACUCCUCUGAUGAGGAGCCUCGUACCAUGACUCGUGAGGAGUACCCUGACCAUCUCGUGGGAUCACGAAGAUCUGGGUCUGAGGAGACCAACUCAGUAGUAGUCUCUGACUACUAUGAGCAGUAUGAGAUGGAGGAUACCCUCAGCUCUUCUGCACUAUCUGCCGAAGAUGAGGGUAACUCUGAAGAUGCUGACUACUACUCCGAGUCCGAGUAGUAGUUUACCUUAUGGCCUGCAUAACCUUGUCGAGUUAUGUACGACAAUGAUGAAUGGUUGUGUCUGCUCACUGACGCGAUCUAACAUGUCGUUGUCUACAGUUCAACAUCAUCUUUGUUUGCCAAUUGCUACCACCGUGGGUUGUUGCAUAUGUCUCCUUUCAUUUUCCUUUUUCUAUCUGUUUCUCUGGUUAUUGCUGGGACCCGUGGUCGUGUCCAGUGGGGGAGGGUGUAACGGAUAUUCCCGUUACGGUAUGUCUUACAUUAAAUGUUUGUCUUUG